Messenger RNA from Metarhizium brunneum ARSEF 3297, 3933 nucleotides. Its product is annotated as Transcriptional activator protein acu-15. The record is from RefSeq and is a predicted model, not a curated record. Gene Ontology annotation, molecular function: DNA binding; zinc ion binding; DNA-binding transcription factor activity, RNA polymerase II-specific. Gene Ontology annotation, biological process: regulation of DNA-templated transcription; DNA-templated transcription. Lineage: Eukaryota; Fungi; Ascomycota; Sordariomycetes; Hypocreales; Clavicipitaceae.
AUGGACGGCACGGCUCAGCUCCAUUUCUCGCAACCCGAAGCCGCAAACGCCGGUGAUUCGACGUUGCCAGGGCCACCGGCGCCGCAGUCGUCAGUGUUGCAUGAGGAUGAUGGCUCUUUUUUUGUCUCACCGAGGUCGACGACCUUUGUCGACUUCACAUGGGUGCCGCGUGGCCCCGGUGCACCGUCGCCCGCGGGCCGAUCAUGGUCAAGGUCAACGUCGACAUGGAGCGCGAGGUCGAGCUCCCGAUCCACCAGCUGCGGCCAGGGCUACGGCAGUUACAGCGGCCACGGCUGCGGCAGUUUUAGCGGGCGCCGAGCCCGAUGCGCAACGGGCCCUGGCGGUGCUGCCAGCCUGAGUGCUGCCAGCGCUGCAGGAGGCGCAACAUGUGCUGCCGGCGGUAGCCUUGGCGCUGCUAGUGCGGGUGUCAGUUCUGCCGUCAGCGCGGAUAUCGGCGACGUCGACAUGGGCGGUGCAAGCUUGAGCCCUACGAGCCCUGCACGCCCUCGUGCUGCAAACCCCGCUGCACCUGCUGGGCCAGCGGCUGCCAGGCCACAUGCGCCUUCCAGCACACAUGGACCACCUGCUGUUGAGCCCGGACCUGCAGCGGCCGCUGCAUGCGCACCUCCACCUGCGCCUGCGAGCACCACCUCCACCAGCAGAAGCACCCCAGCGCCCACUAUCCGCACCGCUGCUGGUGCAUUUGCAGGUGCCGGUGCAGAUGCCACGGCGCCGCCGCACCAGCAGCACCAGCAGCACCAGCAGCAGCACCAGCUGGAGGGCACCGCCGGUCGCUGUGCUUCCGGGCCCCAGGUCGCCUCGUCUUCAUCUCAACAACAUGAAGCUUGUGCUGGCCCACCAGGUGCAGUCGUUCCGACGCCAUCAUUCCGAUCGUCGGUUCCCACCGCUGUUCCCACCUUUAUUCCCACCCUGCUGCCUUUGUCUGUGCCCUCGUCUGUGCCCUCGUCUUCCCUUCCGACGCCGAUUCCAACAUCAUCGUCUGGUAUUCAUAUCAAUACUGCAGUCCCGUCAUCUGUCCGGCUGGGCUCCAGCUCCAGCCCCAGCUCCAGUUCCAGCUGCAACUCCAGCCCGACCGGCGUCGCCUCCAUCCAUGUCUCUUCGGCCAUCUCGUCGCCCACGAGCAUCUCCCCGCGCUCGACCAAGCCUCCAGCUUCCGUCGCCUUCAAUGUGAAGAUGCCCCCUCGCCCUGCCAAACGCUCGGCGGAUGGUAGCGGAGCUAGUGAUGACGAUGCCAGCGCCUCUAGCACCGCCAAGCUAAAGCUGGCACGUUCGGAUCGGGGGCCCGAGGAUUUCUCUUCCGUCGUCAAGAACCGUCUUCAGUCGUAUACCCGCACUGGCCAAGCUUGCGACAGAUGCAAGGUGCGCAAGAUCCGCUGUGACGCCCUGCCCGAGGGUUGCUCGCACUGCAUCAAUCUGAAUCUGGACUGUUAUGUCACGGAUCGUGUCACGGGCCGCACCGAGCGCAGAGGCUACAUGCAGCAGCUGGAACGGGAAAAGAGCCGCAUGAUGUCGCACAUUCGUGACUUGGAGCGGCUCUGCGCAGAAAAGAACGUCGAGGUCAAGCCCUUCCAAGGACGUGUUCGCGCCCAGAGCCCUCCCGACGCCGCUCAUGAAGAAGACGCGAGCAAUGCCUCGGCCAAUGUAGCCGCCGCCUCGAGCAACGACGGCUGGUCCAAGUUUGGCUCUCUAUGGAUCAAGGACAGCUCGACGCCGGACCCAACAAGCAGCAUUCUCCGGCAUAAUCUUCCGCGCAACGAGUGGCAAACCAGGCCCGAGCAGAGCCGUUGGGGCGUUGGAUCCGACGAUGCACCUCUCAGCUCCUUGAAGGGAAUGACACUUACUCUGUUGGGCACUACCAUUGAAACCACCUCCUUUGAUGCGCCAGAUGUCGAUGAGCCACCCACCGCUGCUGACCCUUCUGUGCCUUUGUAUAACAAGUCAGUGCAGGCAUUCUUGCGUUCCGCCAUGCGCGUGAACCCUGCUGUUCAGGUUGAGUUGCCUACCCGUGAAAAUGCCUUCAUCUAUGCUGAGUGGUACUUCAUCACCAUUGCCUCUUUCAUGCCCUUGCUGCACAAGCCAACAUUUAUGAAACUUUUGACGAGAGUAUAUGAUGAACCCGGUUUCAAACCCACUGUGCCCCAGUUGGUCAUGGUGCACAUGGUGUUCGCCAUCAUACUAUUCCAAUUUGGAGUUCGGAACAGCGAAACCCUGGAGCAGCGCAACAACUUUAAUGAUCUUUCAAACAAGCAUUACCAUUUUGCUCUCAGCAAGAUGUACGAGGUCUUUUCCUCUGCAGAUUUUGAAGCUUUACAAGGUCUGGUUCUCAUCGCCUCCCAUACGAGAGCCUUUCCCAAACCGGGUUGCGGAUCGAUAGUUGCAAGUAUGGCUUUGCACCGAGCAAUCGAGCUGAAUUAUCAUCGGAGAACGAAAAAGCCUGGUGAACCAACAGAUUUGCAGAACGAACUUCGCAAACGUGCCUGGUGGAACAUGAUGAUGGUUGUUGUUGACAUCAAUGGCAAACGAGGCUACCCACUCCCAGUAUCCGUGCAGGACUUUGACGUCGAUUUCCCAGAGCCAAUCGCUGAUGAGCUAUUGUCCGACGAGGGCGUCGACACAUCGCGAACCGUUCCUUGCCCCUAUGAAAUCGCAAUUGCCGCAUUCAAAUGCAUCCCCAUUUAUAUGGAGAUGUACGCGAAUAUCUUUAGUGUGCGGAGAGACGAAAGCAACUACAAGAAUGUCCUCGCCGUCCUUGAAGCUCAGAUGAAGCAGUGGGAGGCCGACCUUCCAGAAUCCAUGCGGCUUAGCCCGGCCAAGAAACAUGACCAUGGAAUGGUUGGCGCUCUCUUCGCACGCACCUACAUGCUGGAGUUCCGCCUGCACAUCAGACAUCCGUCGUUGGCAAUGACGACUGAUGCGGCCCUGAUUGCUGAAAACACCAAAAUUUGCGAGGAGGCUGCUAGGGAAUAUCUCCAGACUGUCGAACAUCUGAGUAGGAUGAAGGCCCUAGAUACGACAUGGCAUCAGAUGUCCCUGUACUGUGUUGCCAUCUUGUCCAUGCUAGUACCUCAAUGGCAACGACGAUUUGAAAUCACACAAGACGAAGUAGCCAGGCUGAGGGAUGAAAUGCAGAGGUGGAUGAACAUUGUUAGAGAAAUGAGUGCCCUGCUCGGCUGCGGCAUUGGCAUGAGUACUCAGAUUGCGCAAUUGAUUAACCGCACCAUGUCUUGGAUCGAACAUGAUAUGCCGCAGAAGGAUGGGAAGAACCCGAUUCUGGCGCACGUCAACGUGAAGCAAGAGCAUACCUUGCCCUCGCAAGGCACAGUUCCGUUGGCACCACAAGAGCAGCAGCAACAUGGCCAUGCCGUUCCGUUUGGAGCUGUUGCCCCUCAGAAUCAAUCCUUUCCGUCGGCAGACACUUCCCAGGCGGAAGAACUCACCAAAAAUUUCUACCAUGCAAAUAUUACGGCCCCGGCGCAUGCGACGUAUCCAUCCCUGGCAUACAUGGACCAACAGACGCAACCAAACCCUCAGGCCACAGCCUCAUACCAGCACGACCAGACCGAGCUAUAUUAUCCUAGUUCAAGUGCAGCUGCUGGGCACCCAGGUGGCCCUGCUCAGACUGCCACCCUCGCAGGAUACGGAUCCGAGGCUGGGCAGCAUAUCUGCCACCAAAACUCUGACAUGAUGUGGAGGUCGUCAUGGCAGAAUUGGUCUGCUGCGAUUGCAGAAAGCCAACAACGAUACGGCGCCGAUUCACUAAUGACUCUUGGCGAUGCAGAAACAGGAAGAAACUCGGUCAUCACGCCCAUAAUGGCGGGCAACGGAAUGCCUCACACUGGUGGCGAACUGCCCAUGGUGCCACAGCCAACAUCAUGGCCAUUGAUAAUGUUUGAUCAGACUCCUCGGGAUUAG